Messenger RNA from Rhinichthys klamathensis goyatoka, 4672 nucleotides. Its product is annotated as protein mono-ADP-ribosyltransferase PARP14-like. Gene Ontology annotation, cellular component: cytoplasm; nucleus. The transcript is spliced from 14 exons. The record is from RefSeq and is a predicted model, not a curated record. Gene Ontology annotation, biological process: negative regulation of gene expression. NCBI's taxonomy places the organism in Eukaryota, Metazoa, Chordata, Actinopteri, Cypriniformes, Leuciscidae. Bases 72 to 3998 code for a protein of 1308 amino acids. Gene Ontology annotation, molecular function: NAD+ poly-ADP-ribosyltransferase activity; transcription corepressor activity.
CCUAAGCAAAAGUGAAAGCAAGCAAGAGCACAUAUAUUCAUGUCAAAGCUCAACACAACAACAGAUUAAACAUGGAGAACUACCAGCACGAUGUGUUUUUUGAGGCAAAUAAUCUCUCAGAUGUGGAAGUUAGACAAAUACACACAUACUUUAGGAUCAAGAGAAGAUCAGGAGGAGGACAGUGUGAGAUCAGCAAAGUGGGGGACAACACCUACAAGAUAAGUUUUAUGAACAAAGAAGCCCAGGAAAGAGUGCUAGGCCGAGAAAAUCAUGUCAUCAAUAUAUCUGGACGAGAGGAGCUCCGUGUUUCAUUAAGCUGUGACAAUGUUGCUGAAAGCAGCAGACAGCCCAAAGCAUCUGCUAAUCAGAAAUGUGCAAGUGAUAAAAGUAUGGAGAAGGUUUUUAAACUGGACUUUUAUCUAUUACGUUACCUCAGCGAAUGUAAAAAGUCGAAUUCGAACUUGGAGAAACUUCUGUCUGCGCUCCACAGCACCUUUGAGAUCCACAUUGACUCUGAAGAGUUGGUGGUGAGGAGGGACCCAGCAGCUGAGGACAUGUCCCUGAAGAAAUGGGAAUUUGGGGUCGACCAAGUGUUCGAGACUUUAAAGUCACGCUAUAAUAUCUACUUUGAGGUUGAUCGGGACAAAUCUAAAAUUCUGGAACAACACCUUUACCUCUCUGGUGAGGACUUAAAAAUCUAUUGUGAUGAAGAGACGUGUUUAGCCGUCGUGGUUGGAGAGCAGAAACAAGUGGAGAAGAUUUUAAAAUUUGUAAGUGGAUUGCAUGAUCAACAGCAGAUUCAAGAAGAGUGUCAUGUGUCUGAGAAGCAAUUCAGCCUCAUCAAAGAGCAGUUUGAGUCGUUCAGAGAGUCUAAUUUGCCUGCACUUCAGAUCGCUCAGGAAAAAACGGGCAUUCUCCUUUUGAAGGGUCCUGAAAAAGAGGUCCAUGCAGGCAAAAAGGAGCUUUUAAACUUAGCAAAAGAAAUCAAAGAGAAGAGGAUCCCAUCACAUCGUCUUCUUGUGACCUUUUUGGAAUCAAGUGGUGGUAUAAAGCACUUCCAAAACCGAUUUCAGCAGAGACUCUGCAGCCCGGUUAUGCUCGAGACUUCAGGUUCAGAUCUCCUUUUGUUGAGUUUGUCUGACGGAGCGCUACAGGAGGCGGCUGUUGCUGUGCAGAGAGACCUGUGUUCGGAGACUGUGCAUCUGGAAAACACUCAGAAAUCAUCUGCGUUUAAUAAGCUGAAGGAGGAUUUGAGUGAAGCUGUCAAGCAGGCCAAUCGUGACAGUGGUAAAGUGGAGCUCAAAUACCUGGAUGAAUCAAGUGUUGACCCCAAAGUGCAACUGGUGGGCUACACUACUGAAGUUAGUAGGCUGAAGAGCAUUGUGCUAGAAUACAAAAGAAACCAUCAGAAACAUCAUGACUCCCUGCCGCUUCCCAAGCCAGAAAUGGCAGACCACUUCCCUGAGAUCUUGUCGAUGGCCGGUGUAAAGAAGAGCAGUGUGGAAAUAAAGCCAACGAGGUUUCCUUCCCCAUGCAUCCAGCUCACAGGACCUCGUUGCGAAGUUGAGAGUUUGAAGGACAGCCUUGAGGUGUUUCUUCUGAGUCUUGUCACUAAACGAUUUGAGGUGAAAGGACCUGGAGUUAAAACAUUCUUUCAAAGUGAUGGUGCAGAGACUUUGAAAUUAGUGAAAUCUUCUUAUACGGUUUGCAUACUGCCCAUUGAUGAUGGCCGUAAAAGUGGUAACGUGCCCAUAUACAUGAACAGAGAGCGUUUUCAGAGCUUGCCAGCUGCUGCAUCUGCCCAAUACUCUCUGGACUUUGACAAUGAGAUACACAUUAAAGUUGUGGUUGGUAGUCUUGAGCAACAACAGGCCGAUGUAUUUGUUGCUCCAAUGAUAAAAACAAACAUGACCUCAACCUUGAUUGGAUCAUCCUUGUUGAAAAAAGCAGGACAGCAGCUUCAGACUAACUUCAACAAUGCCCAGGGAAAGCGUACACUUACGCAUGGAGACGUGCUGGAGGUGGAUGCGACACCAGCGCUGGGAUGCUCAAAGGUUUUCUUCAUAGAAUGUGUGCCCAAAGGAAAAAACCACAACAGCGAAAAAAUGUUCCAGACAGUCUGUGUGGAUCUGAGUGCCAAAAUGGUGGACAACGCAGGACAAGCUCUGUUUCACUCACUGACCUCUGACCUUGAUGAGAUCAUCAUGCCAGUAGAUAGGAUUGAACUCCAUCUAGUGUUCGGUGACAUCACCAAUGAGACUACUGAUGCCAUUGUGAACACCACUGACUUUAAGGACUUCCAGACAAGUGGAGUGUGUAAAGACAUCCUCACCAAAGCAGGAUCUCAUGUCCAGGGUCAACUGACAGGAGCUCAGGUAACAAGUGGACAGAUAUUUACGACCCCGCCAGGAGGAUUUCCAUGUAAGACAAUCAUGCAUGUUUGUGGAGAGAGGGACGCCAGUGUUAUCAAGACCUUGGUGAAAGCAAUAGUGGUUCAAUGUGAACACGGCCGUUACCGGUCUGUGGCCAUUCCUGCUAUCUGUGCUGGACAAGGAGGUUUGGAUGCAAAAGUGGUGGCCAAGUCUAUUCUAGAGGGAGUAAAGGAUGGUGUUCAAGGAGCUAAUCUUCAAUAUCUCAGAACUAUUCGGAUCAUUCUGCUGAAGAUUAAUGUUUUCCUGGAGUUUAAAGCGAUGGCACAGCAAAUCUUUGGUGGUAAUAUACAGUUGACAGCUCCUGCACCACUUGUACCAACAAACGUAACCUCCAGAGGGCGCAGUGGAUCAACUAUAUCACGCAGAUCACAAUCACGCAGAUCACAAUCAUUUUCUUUACAACACUCUCUUGACUUGAGUUCUCUAGUCAGUGCUUUGCCAGUCACAGAGAACACAGCAGCAUUUCUAGUGAUCGGUCACACAGAUAAUGAAGUGUGUGAUGCCUGCAGAGAACUCCAGCGGGCGUAUGAGAGCCAGUGCUCCACACACUCUUUCCACCCAGAGGAGAUUGAACGUCUCACUCAGGAUGAGAUGAACCAGCUGCUCUCUAAAGUCGAUUCCCUGCACCUGAAGCUGGAACAGAGCAGCUCUGGAGGAUGGGAAGUGAAAGGGCUGAAGGAUGGAGUUAAUGAGGUGGUUAGACUGAUACAAGAUGCACUUCGCAGACAGGUAAGAGAGAAGGACCAGGCAUCCCUCUUCACUCGGGUCACAUGGUGCAUUCUGGGACAACGGGGCGUUUGGCAGAAGGUGCCCGCAGAGGAGAAUUAUAAGCUUGAGAGAGAAGAUGUGAAAGAUGGAAUUAUUGAUGCACAGGGUGUGAAAUGGACUGUGGAUUUGAGAAAGUUGGAGGCCACAGCAUGUGGUUCAGGACACGUGACGUCUCUCAAACGACUGGAGAACCUUUCAGAUUUCUCUUUGCCCAUCAACUGGGACAACAUGAGUCACAGUGACCUGUUAAAGGUGAUCGCUUUAGAUCAGCAAUCUAUGGAGUACCAGACCGUGAAGGCAGACUUCAAGAAGACCGUCACAAAAACAGUGCUCAAGAUCGAGCGCAUCCAGAACAUGAAUCUUCGGCGGUUAUAUGAGGGACGUAAAAAAGAGCUGGAGAACAGAAACGGUGGCAGUGUGGGAGCAGGAGAGAAGACCCUUUAUCACGGCACAUCAGAGGAGUCCUGCUCAACCAUCAUGAAGUCAAACUUUAAUCGAAAUUUUGCUGGGCAAAAUGCCACCGUCUACGGUAAUGGGACGUACUUUGCUUUGGACGCCAGCUAUUCUGCCCAUCCUACCUAUGCGGUUCCUGCAGCAGACGGGACUCAGCUCAUGUUCGUGGCUUGUGUGCUUACGGGUCAUUACGCUCAGGGUCAGACGGGCAUGAAGACGCCCCCUGUUCGCCUCGCACCUGACCACAAUUAUGACAGUGUGGUGGAUAACAUCCAAAAUCCCUCCAUGUUUGUGGUUUUUCACGACUGCCAGGCUUAUCCAGAAUACCUCAUCACAUUUAAAUGAACUUCAGCCAAAACCAACCUUUGGUUUGUUCCCUGUAAAGUCAACCGGAUGAGCUCUGAAUGAUCUAUAAACCAUCACUAUUUACGUAGUUCCUUUUACAUUUAAAUAUAAUUACUUUUAUUCAAAGGUUAGAUUAGGUAUCACAUAGCAGAUAGAUACCUCUUUAAGCUUUAUGUCAUUCUCAUUGUAUAUGAGUGUUUUAUUGACCAAUACCAUUCAAAUUGCACAAUUUAAUGAUAUGAGAGCAGAAAAAGUGCAAUAUUAAUUGACAAAGCUGUUUAUUUGAUUAUUAUGGAACAUUUACUCAGAUUAAAUACUUCAGGGAAUCGCACAGGUAUUUUCUGACUUGUGCAAUAAUCCACACAAGUGAUAUUUAGCUUCAGGGCGAUCUAUUCAUCACUCUUUGAUGCAAAAAAAAAGGUUUUGAAAUAUUAGUGAUCAUAUUACAACUCUUCUUUCUCGGUUCCCAUAUCUCCUUCAGGCGCUCACUAUCAUAAAUAAACCAAUUGACGUUGUUUUGAAUGAAAUGUAGGAGUUUGCGCAAUAUUAAGUUGCUGCAAUACUUAAGAGCAAAAAGAGAAACAGUCUAUAUUGUAACAGAAGUUGUUUUCUUGUAUUAUUUAGCUCAGUUUCUACUUUUCUUUCAUUUUCUGACAUUAGCUUUUUGGACUGUA